AUGCGUGUGUGCACGGAGCAUAGCAUUUGCGUUGCUUGUGGUGAUGCCAUAACCGACAAAUACCUUCUACAAGUAAAUGGAAGAAGCUGGCAUUCUCAUUGCUUAAGAUGUAGUGUUUGUCAACUGGCAUUGGAUCGUCAUCCAUCUUUUUCGGCGCCAAAUGUUCAAAGUGCUGUCGUGGAAUUUCAGCAUCCGAUUGGGUUAGAAAAGCUCGAGAUCACGUGUAUCAUUUGGCUUGUUUUGCUUGCGAUUCUUGUAAAAGACAAGGGAGGUGAUUCGGAAGGUUAUCAUAAGAAUAAAGCGAAAAGGGUACGAACGACGUUUACCGAAGAACAAUUACAGGUACUUCAGGCAAAUUUUCAAUUGGAUUCAAAUCCGGAUGGACAAGAUUUGGAAAGGAUAGCACAAAUAACGGGACUUAGUAAAAGGGUAACUCAAGUUUGGUUUCAAAAUUCUAGAGCUAGACAGAAAAAACAUUUGCACACGGGAAAAUUAAAAACUCCGAGUAGAGAUGAUAAUAACACGUUUGGAAGGCAUAUCAAUUUACAUUUAACAUAUUCAUUUCAAUCACCUCAAAAUGCCAAAUCACCUGUUUUUGUACCCAGGCCGGUUUCACAAUCGUCGUCUAUGGAUGAAUUAUCUCAAGAUUCGACAAUGAUGUCGUGUAUGAGAAGUGAAGUAUAA
This is a messenger RNA of Pediculus humanus corporis (human body louse), 684 nucleotides long. Its product is annotated as LIM/homeobox protein Awh, putative. Gene Ontology annotation, cellular component: nucleus. The record is from RefSeq and is a predicted model, not a curated record. The transcript has 6 exons. NCBI's taxonomy places the organism in Eukaryota, Metazoa, Arthropoda, Insecta, Psocodea, Pediculidae. Bases 1 to 684 code for a protein of 227 amino acids. Gene Ontology annotation, molecular function: RNA polymerase II transcription regulatory region sequence-specific DNA binding; DNA-binding transcription factor activity, RNA polymerase II-specific. Gene Ontology annotation, biological process: neuron differentiation; regulation of transcription by RNA polymerase II.